CGAGGGACAGUGGAUUAUUGUUUUCUGUUUUUUAGCUGUAGCAGGCAUUAGGCGGACAGGACAGUUUUACAACAUUUCGUGGAUAUAUGUUACAUGAGAAUACCUACAUGUCACUGUUCCCGGACUCAGUCGUCUCUUUUGCGUUUCACAACAGUUUCACGUAAGGGACGUUGCAUGUACGACUUGUUUUUUUUUUUUUUUUUUAACCAGUAAAAAAAAAUACUGCAGAUUUUUUUCCGAACAAUUUCAAGUGCUGUUUUGCACUCCAGCACCAUUCCGAAGCUGUGAAGCAAUUUUUUUUUAGGAUCAGCAGGGAGUUUGGUGUCAGUAAGCAGCAGUGCAGAGGAAGACAUGACGGCUGCCUCCUCCUCCGUCCGUCAGUGAACGUGUUUAACAUUCAUCUACUUUGUCUUGAUCAGAGAUCUUGACGAAAUGAAUUUCUUGCGUAAUCGUCUCGUUGUUCUGGGCCUGGUGUUGCUGGCCACAGUGCUGCUGUACCUGCUGCUGCCAUCCAUUCGCCAGGGCAGCAUGGAGCCGUCUCUUGAAGUUCAGCGAAUGGGGCUGGUGGCUGCCUCCCCUCCCCCACCCCCAACUGUCAACGUGUCUGUUCGCACAGGACAGCUACCCGGGGACCCUCCGCUGUUCUUCCGAGAAGCUUUACCUAUCGACGGAGCUGGACGGCAGAUACUGCCCAGGCUGCAGGUAGUCCUUUUGCACGGCCAGGCGUUCACAUCUAAAACCUGGGAAGAACUGGGCACCCUUGCCUUGCUAGCAGCUAAUGGAUAUCAGGCUUUGGCUAUGGACCUGCCAGGAUUUGGGAACUCCCCUGACUCAGAUGCCCUGAAGACCGAUCAGAAUCGGGUGGACCUCCUUCAGAGGUUCAUGGAGGCCCUUGGUGUCAGGACACCUGUGCUUUUGAGUCCCUCCAUGAGCGGGCACUACUCCAUACCGUUCCUCAUGAAGCACAGCGCUCAGCUGCAUGGCUUCAUCUCCAUAGCUCCAGUUGGAACUCGAAGUUACACUCCACAACAAUACCAAAAUGUCCAGACUCCCACUCUGAUUGUGUUUGGAGCGCUGGACACGAAUCUGGGCGCCCAGUCCCACAAGAACCUCAUACAGCUUCCACAUCACUCAGUGCUGAAGUUGGAGGGGGCUCGCCAUGCAUGCUACAUGGACAAACCCAGAGAGUUUCACCUAGCGCUCAUUGACUUUCUUAGCAAACUGAAGUGAAAUGUGUAGCAGAGGAAUCAUAGAACACUAUUUAGGAGAGAGAUGGAGGAAAGCAUCCUCUUAUGAAGUGGUUUUGUCGCGACAGCCGUGUUAUAUUUAGAGAAGGAAGAUGAAUAAUUCUCAUCACCUGAAGCAAGCAUGAAGGUUGUUUUUAACUGAUGGAAAAUGACAGGAAAAGUCUUUCUUGUUGAUGUGAUUAUGGUGCACAUUACCCCAGUUAGCCAUAAUUUAACUCCCCCUUUCCCCCUCCAUCACAUCAGCUAUAAAUACCAACAUGAGACUAGUGUAGCUCAGCCUGUUAUAAAAAAAAAAAAAAAAAAAAAAAAGCUUCAGACUUGUAGUGGUGAGUUUCAUUUCAUGAGUUUUAUAUCUCUGUUUGCAUGUGGAAACAUGGAAUAUCUUUGCUCCAUUGUUACCAUUUUUGUUGGUGACAUAGGUUACUGUAAAUAUGCAAACAUAGCUCGUGUUUGUGUUUUCAAUAGCUUCAGAUCUUAUGUUAGCUUCACAUUUGACCAAUGGAUUUAUAUAUUGCAAAAGCAAACAACUGACAUUAUUCCCUGCCGUGUUGAAAAAUGUGUAAAAGAGUAUGGACGAUAUUGAAAUUAAGAAGAUGACAGCUAUUUAUUUAUAAUGAUGAGGUUCUAUGUAAUAUAUUUGCAAUAAGUUUGUUUGGACAAUCAUGUAUAAAAACAAACUUAAAAUGAGUCAUGUGCAUAGCUUACAAUAAAAAACAAACGUGG
Molecule: messenger RNA, 1970 nt
Organism: Myripristis murdjan (pinecone soldierfish)
Lineage: Eukaryota; Metazoa; Chordata; Actinopteri; Holocentriformes; Holocentridae
Gene: abhd14a
Product: abhydrolase domain containing 14A
Exons: 5
Coding region: 433-1230 (265 amino acids)
Cellular component (GO): cytoplasm
Source: RefSeq, a predicted model, not a curated record